UAUGUGGAUUCUCAAUUAUAAAUAGAGUCGAGUGUCUCGUGACGUAUGUUUUGUAUGUUUUUAUAUGACGCCUUCGCAAAUGUAACUACAGCCCCGCUAGUUGGAGACUGCAAGUGUUAGUCCAUGUGCUUGGAAUUCGAUGCCGCUAGGACGCACAAUUUUGAUAGACGAUGACGAUGACGAUAGCAAUGGUAUUGGUGGACAACAAAAGCAAUGACAAGUCACCGCCACACGAGUUGGCCAGCGCAGAAUCGGAAGCUCCGGUGGAUGGCGACACAAUGAGAACGCCAAUCGAUUUCGUCCACGUCGGAGACUGCCUGGCUGGCUUCAUUUCGUGCCUUGGGCAGCCAAGUCCUGCUACAUGUCGUCGGUCACCAAGGUUAUACUCUCGAUCACAUGAUUACCAGCACAGAUCCAGCAACAAAUUGCAUGACUGGCAGUCUGGGUUAAGAAUCAAUACGCGAGGAAAGAUAAAUAAACGACAAUGCAGUCAAACAAGAAGCUUGGCCGAGAUAAGCCAAACCAGAUUCCAGUAUAAUGUGAAACUUCAAGCUAAUGACAGAAAAGAUCCAUGCGUGAAUAAAAGACGAAUGGAUGGAAACCAAAUGGUAUUCGCAUGUGUGACAAAAUCCUUAACAAGUGUUACCUGCAACGCCGACCACAUCUGACACCGGGUCGAAGCAAUAAAGAAAGAAAUAAAAGGAGUCAGGAAUAGAAAGAAUUAUCUCCAGCUUUUCCAAAAAUUGAACAUAAGAGACGAAAA
Talaromyces proteolyticus is the source of this 763-nucleotide messenger RNA. RefSeq lists its product as uncharacterized. Lineage: Eukaryota; Fungi; Ascomycota; Eurotiomycetes; Eurotiales; Trichocomaceae. The record is from RefSeq and is a predicted model, not a curated record. Bases 171 to 668 code for a protein of 165 amino acids. The transcript has a single exon.